Molecule: messenger RNA, 1791 nt
Organism: Punica granatum (pomegranate)
Lineage: Eukaryota; Viridiplantae; Streptophyta; Magnoliopsida; Myrtales; Lythraceae
Source: RefSeq, a predicted model, not a curated record
AUUGAAACUGGCAUAAGCUGAACAUACUUAAUUCACUCACAGUCGGACACGCGCUUCGACCGACCCACACGAGCUUCUCAGCAAUGGCAGAGCAUCGGAACCCGCUGCUGCUUCCGGAGAAGAAGGAUCCCCGGGAGAGCUGCCCUGGGUGCAAGGUCGACCGCCUCAAGGAAGAGCAGAGAGGGAUCCCCUACAAGAACUUGUCCUACAUUUGGCUCGUCAUGCUAUGCAAUGCUAUGCCGAUAUCGUCUCUGUUCCCGUUCAUUUACUUCAUGAUCAGAGAUUUUCAUAUUACAAAAAGGGAGGAAGAUAUCGGUUUUUAUGCUGGAUUUGUGGGAUCUUCUUUCAUGGUCGGUAGAGGCCUUACAUCCGUGUUUUGGGGGAUGCUGGCAGACCGAUACGGUCGGAAACCAGUCAUUUUGAUUGGGACAUUCUCAAUCGCGAUCCUCAACGUUCUCUUUGGGCUCAGCACGAGCCUCUGGAUGGCACUUGUUACUCGGUUUCCUCUUGGAUGCUUCAAUGGUCUAGUUGGGACAGUAAGGGCGUAUGCUACGGAAAUUUGUAGAGACGAACAUCGAGCUCUGGCACUAUCAGUUGUCAGUACAUCCCGAGGCAUCGGACUAGUUAUUGGGCCCGCCAUUGGAGGUUUCUUUGCCCAGCCUGCAGAAAAUUACCCGACCAUAUUCGCUGAAAGCUCUAUAUUCGGGAGGUUUCCGUACUUCUUACCAUGCCUUUUGAUAUCCGUUUAUGCUUUUGGAGUGUUUAUUUGUUGCUGGUGGCUGCCGGAAACCUUGCACAUGCAUAACCACAUGGAAAAGAAGAAACCCGACUCGAUUGAUCUGGAAGUUUCUUCCGGUGUAUCUGAUGGAACUGGGAUCCCAACCGAAGUCGAAGGACACAAAUGGUCUUCCAAGGCUAGUUUAUGGAAGAAUUGGCCUCUAAUGUCCACUGUCAUCGUAUUUUGUGUUUUCUCGCUUCAGGAGAUAGCUUAUAAUGAGGUAUUCUCAUUGUGGGCAGUUAGUGACAAGAAGUUCGGUGGACUAAGCUUUUCAUCACAAGAUGUUGGUGAAGUUCUGGCAGUCUCAGGGCUUGGUCUUCUACUAUUUCAACUUCUGCUGUACCCACCAGUGGAGAAAAUUCUCGGGCCGACCACAACCACUCGGCUUUCAGCUGCUAUAUCCAUUCCAAUCCUUGCAAGUUACCCUUUCAUAAGUAUGAUGUCAGGAUUGAUCCUCCACAUAGCGAUAAACUUUGCAACGAUGUUGAGGAACUUACUUUCUGUUUCUGCCAUCACUGGAAUAUAUAUAUUGCUCAACAAUGCCGUGCCCCAACACCAAAGGGCAGCUGCUAAUGGAUUUUCAACGACUGCAAUAUCUAUAACCAAAGCAUUUGGCCCGGCCAGCGCAGGUGCCCUCUUUUCUUGGGCACAGAAGCGACAAGUCGCGUCCUUUCUGCCUGGCGAUCAGAUGGUGUUUUUCGUACUGAACUUGAUCCAGCUACUCGGUUUGGUCUUAACCUUCAAACCUUUCCUAGCACGGCACUGCGAAUGAAGGGGAGGAGAUCAUGUGAUCACUGCUUCCGGCAAAAGUCGAUGUUAAAGCGAGGCCAGAGUUGAUGCUAUAAUUAAGAAUAAUUAUGAUAAUUAUUUGAGUAAUUAAUAUUUAUUCUCUCGUUUGUUGUAAUUUAAUGUUUUAGAUAAUACAAAAUUUACAAAUGUAUGACCUAUGAAGGUUAUAUAAAGUUUAUGAAUUGGGCUGAUCAUUGGGCUAAUAGAACAAAAAUAUCGCUGAA